AUGCCUUUCACCGCUUCGGAUAUCUGCAAGAUCAUCUUCGCGAUCAUUCUUCCCCCACUGGGUGUCUUCCUCGAGCGAGGAUGCGGUGCUGAUCUCCUGAUCAACAUCUGUUUGACAAUCCUGGGUUGGCUCCCUGGUGUCAUUCACGCCUUCGCCAUGACACAACGUGGGCUUGACGCCCAUGACGGCAGCAUGUCGUGGAUCGCGCUGGUCCCUGAAAGUUGUCUCCUUAUCGCCGUCGGUCUUCGUCGGUUUCGAUGCUUGCUUGGGGUGAUUCUGAACGUUUCCACUGUUUGGGAUGCGUGUCCGAAGAGAUGGGAUCUCGAUUGCCUGUGUCGGACGAAUACGACGAGCGGCUAUACACUGGGGGAGGCAUCGUUCCGCUGCAGUCUUUCUAUGUGUUCGAUGGAGACAGUGUUUCGCUCUGACCUAUAUGAUAUUUGCGACUCCGUGCCGGGAGCUUUGCCGCGAACUCAUGCUACGAUCACUGCUACAGUUAUGCCAACGGCAACACAAACGCAGGAGUCUACCACGACUACUGAGCCCUCCGAUACUAGAUCUAGCUCCACCUCCAGCUCUCCUUUGACCCUCAGUUCAAGCUCCGCCUCCACCUCUACUUCCGCUUCCAGCCACAGCUCUAUUUCUACUCCGACUUCCAGCUCGAGUAUGACAACUUCGCUCACCUCGUCUACUCAACAUAGCUUUGCGACCACCGAAACCUUCCGGGUUCCCUUGACGGCAACCACUCCGCAACAGCUCCCCACAAGUACUGGAAAUACUGGCAACACUACCAGUGGUGGUCAAUCGGCAUCUACGUCGGAUAAAAGCAGUAAGCUCGAUGCCGGCGCGGUUAUCGGGGUCUCAAUUGCAUCUGGACUUUCUGGAUUUUUCAUCGUCGGAGCCAUCAUAUUUCUUUGUUGUCAGAAAUACAGACGUCAGCACCAGGAAAAAGGUCGUGAUUUUUUCGAGAUUGGGGGUGUUAUGUCAGAGCCCCCAGAUUUUGCGUUUCCACCAGUACGGCCGACUGGACCCCGACCUAUGCCUCGUGCACCAGACAGAGACUCUGAAACCUCUAGGUUGAUCACUCCGUUUGAACCGAGGUCACAGACUCCAGCAGUUGUCGUCACUGGACCGGAAAGUCGUCACAAUGGUAGUUAUAUGGGGGGGAGUAGUACCGACAGGAUCGGCUUUGCGAUAACUUCUAAUUCUGAUGUUGAAGCUUCGCUGACUCAAUCAUCCCCACGCACGGUCUCGGACCUGUUACCGGAUAAACCAUCGUUUGGGCUUUAUCCAGAGCCGCUGAGAUGGAGUCGUCAAAAUAAGCCACGACCAAGCAGUCAUGCCACUUUAUUCGAAGAGGACGCUCUGAGGCCGCCGGGCUUUAUAGAUGCUCUCGACCAGUACCCGAAUAUCCCGAGUUCAUCAAAUCCAUCCCAAAGAGGCUGGCCCUACAAUCGGGUCCCGAUGGCGGGAUUACCUGCAAAUCCCCGUGCGAUGCUGCACGGCUUUGGGGAGGGUCAGGAUGGAAAACUUGCCAUGAGAGGCCCGAACUACUAUGGAAAGAUGCCUGCUUAUACAAACUCCGGAGAAGUACUCGAACCUCCGAGUCCAAUAGACGUAUAUGGGGGCCUACUUCACUCACCUGUCUUGGAUUCGAGUGAUUAUGCAAAUGAUACCCGGCAAGAUCGCGCUGCAGACCAUGCGAGAGCUGCCGGAAAGCCUUCAUUCCCCAAUGCUGCCCGUCGUUUAUUCCAGAACACAGACGCGAACGGUAGCUCGCCUUACGAUAUAGACGACCAUUUCGAAGACGUCGACAUCGACGACAAGACCCGUGCUCGCGAGUCCCGUCAUUCCGGUAGUUUCCGCCCGCUCACACCGGUGCGGGAAGUGAGGACGCCGACGCACGAAGCCCCCAGAUGGAACUGGGAGCUUGCCGCUAGUGACAGUGGCCCUAUGGGUCUCCCUCGCAUGCCGUUCUCUGGAGCGAUCAACCCCGGCCAAGAGAUCGUGUCCCGCCCUCGGAUUGUGGGACGAGACGAUAUCAAACGGGUCCAAAUCCGGCGAGGCAAGCCCCAACCUGAGGGCCUUAGUGCACCAUACUCCCCCGAUGACUACUGGCCUGGUCAGGAUUCUGGCUAUAGAUCUGAACCUCGUGCAUGCAUGCAGUCCGCUGAUUCUACGCGGUCCAUCGAAAGCAUGCGAGGCCACAUGCCCAAGAGGAAGCCCACGCCAUCGGAACGGAAUCUGACACCGUCGCGUAGCGGCUCCGAUCUGAUCCUGCGCGUGGAUUGA
Molecule: messenger RNA, 2292 nt
Organism: Aspergillus heteromorphus CBS 117.55
Lineage: Eukaryota; Fungi; Ascomycota; Eurotiomycetes; Eurotiales; Aspergillaceae
Exons: 4
Coding region: 1-2292 (763 amino acids)
Cellular component (GO): membrane
Source: RefSeq, a predicted model, not a curated record